AUCAGCGGCCGGCAGAUGCGGGCGGGCCGCGUUUCUAUUGGCCGACCUUGAGCCUGGGCGCUCCUAUUGGCCGCGGGGGCGGCGUGGGGGCGGGGCGAGGCGCGGCGCGCGGCGGCGGCGGGCACGGGAGCGACGCGGGAGCGGCUGAGGGCGCUGUUGCCAUGGAGACGAGCGCGCACCCCUAUUGGCCGCGCGCGCUGGCGUUGCCGGGAUACGUGGCGGGCGCGCGGCCCGGCUGGCAGUGCGCAGGCGCGGUGGCGGCGGCGGCGGCGGCGCUGUUCGCGCUGGGCUGGGCCCUGGGCGGGACCGGGGGCGGGGCCAAGGGCGGGGCCAAGCGAAGCCCCGCCCGCCGGUUGGUCCUGGGCUGGUUCCUGGUGUGCGCCGGCAUCCACGGGGUCCUGGAAGGGUAUUUCAGCCUCCGGCACCGGGAGCUGCCCGCCGACACCGGGCUGCUGGCCGACGUCUGGAAGGAGUACGCCAAGGCCGACAGCCGCUACAUGACGAGCGAUGACUUCACGGUUGCCAUGGAGACGGUGACAGCCUGGGCCUGGGGUCCCCUGAGCUUCCUCACCUUCCUCGCCCUCCUGCGGCAGCACCCGGCCCGCUACAUCCUGCAGCUCGUGGUGUCCCUGGGCCAGCUGUACGGUGACAUCCUGUACUUCGCCACGGAGGCGCGGGCGGGCUGGGCCCACAGCGACCCCCACCCCUUUUAUUUCUGGGGUUACUUCGUGGGGCUCAACGGGCUCUGGGUGCUCGUGCCCGCCCUGCUGCUGCUGGACGCCGGCCGGGAGCUGGCCAGGGCCCAGCGCGGCCACGACCGGCCCCGCCACAAGGCCCACUGAGGGGGGGAGACCCCCAGAGACCCCCGGGGAUGAGGGACCCCCCCCACGGACCGAGGGACCCCCCCACGACUGGCCCCGUCACAAGGCCUACUGAGGGGGGAGACCCCCAGAGACCCCCGGGGGUGAGGGACCCCUCCCCAGGGCUGAGGGACCCCCCUAGGGGUGAGAGACCCCCCCAUGGACUGAGGGACCCCCCCCCACAAUGCCCACUGAGGGGGGAAGACCCCCAGAGACCGCCCCCCCCCCCCUCCGGAGGUGAGGGACCCCUCCCAUGGACUUAGGGACCCCCUCCGAGGGAGGGUUCAGCACCAGGAGGGUCCUGGAGGGGAAUUUUGGGACCCCUGCCCACCCCAAAAGCUCAGGGAGAGCAGCUGGAGCCCCCCCGUGUUCCCCGUGGGGGUCUCAGCCUCGUUUUUGGGGGUCCCCCCCUCGGUUUUGGGGUCCCCCUCUCGUUUUUGGGGGUGUACCGUGGGAAUGUUCCUCAUUGCUGGGGGGCAAGGUUGGAUUUUAAUAAAGGAGCUGGAAAUGGA
Haemorhous mexicanus (house finch) is the source of this 1372-nucleotide messenger RNA. It is a transcript of the gene EBP, whose product is annotated as EBP cholestenol delta-isomerase. The record is from RefSeq and is a predicted model, not a curated record. Gene Ontology annotation, biological process: cholesterol biosynthetic process. Gene Ontology annotation, cellular component: membrane; endoplasmic reticulum. The coding region runs from base 162 to 842 and encodes 226 amino acids. The transcript has 5 exons. Gene Ontology annotation, molecular function: C-8 sterol isomerase activity; cholestenol delta-isomerase activity; steroid Delta-isomerase activity. Lineage: Eukaryota; Metazoa; Chordata; Aves; Passeriformes; Fringillidae.